AUGUUACACGCUCGCACACAGAUGUAUUAUGUCAAUUAUCGGGAGGAGUUUAUUGACACCCCCUACACUCUACCGUUUUGUGAGAGUUAUCAUAUUGUUUUGCAGAUCGAGUCUCUUUUGAAGUCAGUCGGGGAGGAACUAUGCGAAUUGCUUCGGUUACUAAAUUAUCUUGUCGGACUAGUCAAGUUCUGUCCGCUCGGUAAACGAAGAGAAAUAAUCUAUCUAUCUAUCUAUCUAUCUAUCUAUCUAUCUAUCUAUCCCGGUCUUCUAUCUAUCUAUCUAUCUAUCUAUCUAUCUAUCCCAGUCUUCUAUCUACCCGGUCUUCUAUCUAUCUAUCUAUCUAUCUAUCUUGUCAUUGGUCCACCAACAUCCUCAAUUAACCCCCUGAAGUCAAAAGACAAUGCUAAUACCAUCAAAGAACCAGAAGAAAUACUUCAGCGAUGGAAAGGGCAUUUCACAGAUCUAUUUGAUAAUCCUUCUUCUGUCGAUUGGAGCAUUACAGAGAGCCUGCUACAGUGUGACAUUGUACACCAUAUGGAUUGUCAACCUACUCUUUACGAACCACAUUCCCUCUGUUCCCGAAUUCACGCACAUUCCCUCUAUUCUCGAAUUCUGCCACAUUCCCUCUAUUCCCGAAUUCAGCCACAUGGCCCUGUUCCCAAAUUCACCCACAUUUCCUCUGUCCCCGGACUCAGCCAGAAUAUCUCUAUUCUCGAAUUCAGCCACAUUCCCCCUGUUCACCAAUUCAGUCACAAUUCCUCUAUUCCCGAAUUCAGCCACACUCCCUCUAUUCCCGAGUUCAGCCACAUUCCUUCAGUUCCAGAAUUCAGCCACAUUGCCUCUAUUCUCGAAUUCAGACACAUUUCAUAUAUUCCCGAAUUCGGGAAUCAUCACUGA
Molecule: messenger RNA, 897 nt
Organism: Acanthosepion pharaonis
Lineage: Eukaryota; Metazoa; Mollusca; Cephalopoda; Sepiida; Sepiidae
Source: the annotation of a GenBank genome assembly